This is a messenger RNA of Nicotiana tabacum (common tobacco), 1940 nucleotides long. RefSeq names its product E3 ubiquitin-protein ligase ATL42-like. The record is from RefSeq and is a predicted model, not a curated record. NCBI's taxonomy places the organism in Eukaryota, Viridiplantae, Streptophyta, Magnoliopsida, Solanales, Solanaceae.
AUUCCCAAUUUUAAAACAUCCAGUAUACCUCACCACGUCCCACCUCCACCCACCCCCAACCCCUUCCCCCAACAAAUAAAGAGAUGCACAUGAACAAUCCAUGAAGAUAUAUACCAACAAGAGAGAUAAACCAGAACAAUCCACUUGCCAAAAAUAUAAAGACAUUCAGACGCAACAAAACCAAUGUCAAACUAGCCUUUAUAAUUUCAUAGCCUUGUUAUAUACACAAAACAAAAGCAGAUGCAGAUGUAUUCUCUGGCUGCAGCAUCUUGGAUUCUCAUGAAUCAAUCAAGUAUGCUAUUAUUCUUAGCAGUCCUUUCGUUUGGAUUAUUUAGUGUUAAAGCUGAAGUCCCUCCAUCAGAAGAUGUAGUUAGCAGUUUCCAGCCAAGUCUUGCUGUGGUUAUUGGUGUCCUCUCCAUCAUGUUUUCACUAACUUUUCUUCUUCUCCUCUAUGCCAAGUUCUGUCAUAGGGCAUCUUCUUCUGUUCAUAACAGCACCAAUAUUAUGCAUAUUCAAGAUGGACUUGUUCGAUCAGUACCUUCAGGUAUCGAUAAAACUGUGGUGGAAUCACUCCCUUUUUUCAGGUUCUCUUUUAUCAGAGGGUCCAAACAAGGGCUUGAAUGUGCUGUUUGCUUAUCAAAAUUUGAAGAUAUUGAAAUCCUUAGAUUGCUGCCAAAGUGCAAACAUGCCUUUCAUAUUGACUGUAUUGAUAAGUGGCUGGAAAACCAUUCAACCUGUCCACUUUGCAGGCAUAAGGUCAGUGCUCAAGACCUUUCAUUACUUACUUCUUCAGAGAGUUUGAGGUUCUUGUCUGAGCUAAGAGGGGAAUCAAAUUUGGAACUAUAUAUACAAAGAGAGGAAUCAAAUUUGGAACUAUAUAUUCAAAGAGAGGAAUCAAAUUUGGAACUAUAUAUUCAAAGAGAGGAGAAUGGAUCCUCAAGAUUUAGUAUUGGAAGCAGCUUUAAGAAAUCCGAAAAGGGUAACAAGGAAGAAGAAUUGCCAAUACAAGAAAACAAUAUUGAUAAUCAACAACAAACAGAUUAUCAGAAUCAGAAAGCACUACACAGGCUCAAUCAUAGGAUUAUAGUCUCAGAUGUUGUCUUCAAGAAUCGAUGGAGUAAUGUGACUUCUUCAGACCUUAUAUUCUUGAAUUCAGAAAUGCUCAAUAGCAACAGAUUCUCAUCAAUGGACAGAAUCACUGAGCAAUCCACGGCGAAAAGAGUGAUAGAAGAAGAAGGUCAAAGAAUGAAUAUCAAGGAUGAAAUGGAAAGGAAAAGAUUGUUUGAGAGCAAGUUUAGCAAAUUCCAGCAAAAUGAUUUAUCUCAAUUUCCAGAAGCCUCAGAAUCAAGAACCAAUUCAUCAAAAUCACUAAGUCAAAAUGAGAAAAGAUGCAUGUCAGAAAUUAUAGUGCAUCCAAGAUUCAACAGCAACAACAUUGGUAAUAGAAAGCUUUCGGAACGGAGAAGGAAGCUUUGGCUUCCAAUUGCAAGGAGAACAGUCAAGUGGUUUGCUAAUAGGGAAAGAAAGUCCUCCUCACAUACAGCAAACAGAAGACAAACACUAAAUUUAUAGACUUUUCAUAAGUGGCUUCCCAAAAUUUGCCUUAUUCAGUUUAAUUUCUUGACUUCUGGUGCAUCAUGGAAGCAGAGGCACACGCGGAAGUAAAAUUUGAACCUCAUAGAUAUCUUAGUUCAGAAAAGUAAGACAUUUUUUGUUUGUUAAUUGUAAUUUCUCUCUUUAAGCAAGAUUUUCAGUGACAAACAAGUUGAGAGAUUAUAUAUAGUAAAAAUGAAAGGCUGUGCUGAUUCAGUUUCCAAAGAAAAAUCAAGCAUUUAAGAUGAUGGGAACGAUUGAGAGUCUUCUAGCCUGGUCCCGUCCUUGUACCUUAGUAUUCAAAUUGUUCUUAUCUAGUUAAUAAAUCUUUUGCGAGAUUCUUGAUC